UUCUUCUGUGUUUGCCAGCUGAGCAGGGGAAGGAGGUGAUGGAGAAGGGAGUAGGAGGAGGAAGAGGAGGGUUGGAGUGAAGCGACCAGCAGCAGGUCUGACGAUGAUGGUGAUGAUGAUGGGAAUGUGAGUCAGACGGCGGAGGAUUCGGGAUGCUCACAGACGCUCCGGACUAAACGACUAAACGACCCACAUAGCCUACAGGGAGAGAACCCCAGAGGAUCCGGCGAAUACACGCACGCAUACAGGUGAUUGUUCCAGAGUGGCAGGAGGACUUCAGCUCCCAGAAUGCCUGAGCAGAGUAAUGACUACCGGGUGGUAGUGUUUGGAGCUGGUGGGGUGGGGAAGAGUUCGCUUGUUCUUCGGUUUGUUAAAGGCACCUUCAGAGACACCUACAUCCCCACAGUGGAGGACACCUACAGACAAGUGAUCAGCUGUGACAAGAGCGUCUGCACGCUUCAGAUCACCGACACAACAGGAAGUCACCAGUUCCCCGCCAUGCAGCGGCUGUCCAUCUCCAAAGGCCACGCCUUCAUCCUGGUCUUCUCCAUUACCAGCCGCCAAUCCCUGGAGGAGCUCAAACCCAUCUACCAACAGAUUCUGGCCAUCAAAGGGAGUGUGGAGUCCAUUCCCAUCAUGCUCGUGGGCAACAAGAGUGAUGAGACAGCCCAGCGCGAGGUGGAGAUGAAAGUGGGAGAGGCUCAGGCCACAUCCUGGAAGUGCGCCUUCAUGGAGACGUCAGCAAAGACGAACACCAACGUGAAGGAACUCUUCCAGGAGCUGCUGGCGCUGGAGAAGAAGCGGGACAUGAGCCUGAGCAUUGACGGGAAACGCUCGGGGAAACAGAAACGAGCUGACAAACUGAAGGGGAAGUGCAGCGUUAUGUAGGGGGGGAGAGGAAGACUUGCCAUGGAUAGAUCUACAGAGGAGGUGGUUCACCUUCAUGUUUCAGAACCGGGAAGCCCAGAUAAACAAAAUGCCUGUAACCUACUGAGACAGUGGAACCUGGAACAUUUACACCAGGCCUGAACUUGACUGUGUUUGUGGUCAGUACAUAUUCCUUUAGAACCUGAUUAGCUACCACACUAACCCUAUAACAACAGAAACACUUAUUUUAAUAGAAAUCUGGACCUUAAGAUCUCAUACCACCAAUGUUUCAAUGGUUUCUAAAUGUUGCUGGAGAUGAACAUACUUUAGGGUUAUAUAAUUUGGUGUUUUCUGUUCCUUUUUGACAUUAAUGACAGAGUCAAUGCAUCGGUUAUACAGCAUGCACCUUAAUAUUAAGGCUCAAACUGCACUCUGAGGCUGCAAGCUGUUUCGAACUAAUUACUGACCAUAACUCAUUUGUGUGCUUUUAUCUCUUUACUGGCUGCUUGUAUCGCAUGAGAAAAAGGAGGAGAUCUGGGAAUUCUGAUGCAACACAUUAACUGUUUCUGGGCCAGGCUCAGCACCAAAACCGGGACCAGAAGUUACAUGGGAGGUUAAGAGUUUAGAACACCAAAGGUCAGCUCUUGGCAGAAAUGCAAUGUAAUAUUUAUAACGUGGUUUUGUUGGUGUAGAAAAAAGUGUCAUUGUAGUUACUUCAGAGAUGUACUGACCAGAGUUUCCGUUUUUCUUUGAGGUUGAACAUGCUUAUUCCAGUUUUGGCUGAUUGUAAUGUUCUCAUGCAGGAGUCUCCAACUCCAUUCCUCAAAGACUGGCGUUCUGCAACUUGUAGACAUGUCCCUGGUUUUCUCACCUGAAUAAAAUGGCUGUAUUGCCUCCUCAGGACGCAUUCAAGCUCUUCAAAACUUUG
This is a messenger RNA of Girardinichthys multiradiatus, 1795 nucleotides long. It is a transcript of the gene diras1a, whose product is annotated as DIRAS family, GTP-binding RAS-like 1a. Gene Ontology annotation, molecular function: GTP binding; GTPase activity; GDP binding. Gene Ontology annotation, cellular component: plasma membrane. The record is from RefSeq and is a predicted model, not a curated record. NCBI's taxonomy places the organism in Eukaryota, Metazoa, Chordata, Actinopteri, Cyprinodontiformes, Goodeidae. Gene Ontology annotation, biological process: signal transduction. Bases 289 to 888 code for a protein of 199 amino acids. The transcript has 4 exons.